Brassicogethes aeneus is the source of this 3436-nucleotide messenger RNA. The record is from the annotation of a GenBank genome assembly. NCBI's taxonomy places the organism in Eukaryota, Metazoa, Arthropoda, Insecta, Coleoptera, Nitidulidae.
CCCGGUUCGCGUUUGGGGGUGAAGGCGCGCGUAGGCAACCCUUAGUGCGCACGUGAAAUUCCGCCGGACAAGUGCUCCACGUCUAAGACAUGAAUCGCAACUGCACUGCGUCCAGCAUCAGAAGGGGAUGUUUAUAACCAAAUUGGUUGGCAGAUCCGCUAGAUCGACACCGGCCGGCAAGUCGUCCAGACUUAUGAUCUCUAGCGAUGUUGGCGUGCGUGUGUCAGCCGGCUGAUCCGGGCAUAUUCCGGCGUUCGCCCAUACCGCUGGGCGCGCCCCCCCUUAAAAUUAUCGCCGCCGGAAGGGGGGCCACCCCCAAACCGGGCAGGAUCGUCAGAUUGUAUCCCCCGCCCCCCUAUUGCGACAACAGCAAUAGUCAUGAGAGAAAAAGUAUCAACGACAAUAUUACUAGGAAAGAGCUGAAAGAGACUGAUGGCAAUGCAAAGAAAGAGCUAACGGACUUAUGUAACGUUAAAAAACCAACGAAGGAACCAAAUUCGACAAAAACGACUCCAACAACGCCAGUCGAAACUAAGAUCUGUGAUAGAAAAUCGAAAAGGCUAUCGAAUAAGUUACCUGACGGGGUUCAAUUGACAUUGAACGAGCUACGCGAGAUGGCGUGCAGACAGCAGGCGCAGAUCGACUCGCAGCACCAGCUGCUCGCCGCCAAGGAGCAGCGGCUGCGCUACCUCAAGGAGCAGGAGGCGCGGCAACAGCGCGUCCAGGCCGAGAGCGAGCGAUUGAGGCGCUUGAGGGACCGCGUCGACGCGCAGGAGUUGAAGCUGAGAAAGCUGAGGGCGCUCAGGGGCCAGGUGGACCAUCAGAAGCAGAACAACAUCAGUUUGAGACGAAUUCUGGAGUCCGAGUUGAUUGAAAAAGUCCUCAGGGAGGGUGCAAGGAUAUACCGGGACACGCAACGACCAAUAUUAGGCAAGUCGCAAAGGACUGGACCUAGCGAUUUAGACUCUACAAGAGCGUUAUUCAAUGACAAAGAAAAAGAGCUAUCUUUGGCUGUGGCCAAGGUGGAAGAGUUGACUAGGCAACUCGAGGAGUUACGUAGAGGACGAUCUUCGAGGGACCCGCCACCUCCAAGCGCUUUGGAGUUGGAUAAACUCCGUAGAGAGUUAAUGUAUCGAAACAAACUGAACGAACAACAAAACCAAAGGCUGUAUCAACAAAGAGAGGCACUUACAGCAAGGCAAGAAGAAAUGAGCGCAAUCGACAAGAGAAUAUCUGAACUGCAAGAGAGGUUGCACAAAAAACGCAUCCUCAACCAACAACUGGCCAAUCAGAUCAGCGCUGCCUCUCACAAAGCUGCAUAUCAUCAACUUGUAAGGCUAACUGGCUCUGCAGAUCAGGGCAAUCAUCAGUUCGCAAGGAAGCCGCCGAAUCAGCAAUCCAAUGGUUUAUCGCGCGGUAAUAUAGCUGCAGUUGAGCCUUACAACCAUGUUCCCGUAUCCAAUCAUCAAAUUAGAGUUAAUACUAAUGGACAAGAGCAAAAUUCCGCAUAUCACCCCGUAUAUCAUCAACUGAACCAUAUCAAGAAGGAUCAAGACUCGCCUAAUAGCAACAAAGACCCCGUAGAUAUAAGCAACAAACUGUCGAAUCUGUAUGUGUCGCAAAAAUCGGACGAGGCGGAUUUGCUCAAAGAAUUCACGGUAUCGAAGUCGGACCCGAAAUAUCAAACGCUGCCGUACAACACGAAGUUUACGGUGAAUUUGCUGGCGCCCAACAGGACUAAUAAAGCGGAGGCGAACGCGAACAGCGGCGAGAAGGAGAACGAGAACGUGCCAACGGCCAAUCACGUGAACGGGAAUUUGAACAUGCAGACGGUGCACAGCGCUCCCUUGAACGUGGUGAACAAGAACAUCGCGACGCCGCUGGGCCAGCAUAACUUGUUGUCGCGGAAAAAUAGCGAGCCGAUUAAUGGGGAGGAUGUCGGUGGCAAACAGAAGGAGAAUUAUCCUGUUACUAGUGGAAAUGCUUUUAUUACGUAUCAGAAACCCAUAAGCAGCGUAGCACCGACCUCAAUCCACCACAGCAACCUAUUAUCGAACAUCUAUCAAACAUCAUCGAUAAAAGUGCAACCGGUGGAACCGCAAACCUUAAUCCCAUCAAAGCAACCCCCCGCCCUGCCGAAUCACUCCCCUCAACUGGCUCUAUCCCCCCCUCAAUCGAGCAGCACCCCCUUGAGCACGCCCGAAGUGUCCCAAGACAAAACCCCCAAGCCCGCCCUGCCUCCCAAGCCGGCCAUCAAACCCCCUCCCAGGCAGACUCAAACUCAAACUUUCGAGACCGCCGAGACGGUGCAACCCCCUCCCCUCCCCACCACCGAGCCGCCAGACGAGGCGAGCAAAACGUCUCCACAGCCGCCUCUGAAGUCGCCCAUCAAGUUCACGCCUGCGCAGAGUUCAGAGAUGAUCAUCAAAGCCAAACCGCUCACCAUCAAGAAGCAGCCCUUGAGCGAGCAGCCUAGGUUAAGAACAAGCAAUAAUUUCAACAAAACCAACGGUUUGCUGAAUAGGCGAUCAGAGCUGCCCCAGAUACAUUUCAACGCCGAAAUCAACCAAUGCAACCAGGAGAAAAGUGCCGAGAACGACGCUUCUAAAGAUGCUAAAGAUGAAACUGAUCGGAGUUCGGUGGAGGAAAGUGAGGUUAAGGUGCCGAUAGAUGGCGUUGUCAGGCGGUGCAAAAAGGGCAACCUGAAGCAAACUGGGAAGUCCAACUUGUCGAGGAGGGUCAGUUUUGACCCCUUAGCGUUACUGCUUGAUGCCAGUUUAGAAGGCGAGCUGGAACUGGUGAAGAAGACCGCGACGCAGGUGACGAAUCCGAGCGCGGCGAACGACGAGGGAAUCACCGCCCUGCACAACGCCAUCUGCGCGGGGCACAUCGAGAUCGUCAAGUUCCUGGUCGAGUUCGGUUGCGACGUGAACGCGCAGGACUCGGACGGCUGGACGCCGCUGCACUGCGCGGCCAGCUGCAACAACGUCACCAUGGUGAAGUUCCUCGUCGAGCACGGCGCAUGCAUCUUCGCGACGACCUUGAGCGACCACGAAACCGCGGCCGAGAAGUGCGAGGAGGACGAGGAGGGCUUCGACGGCUGCUCAGAGUAUUUGUACAGUGUUCAAGAGAAGCUGGGAAUCCUGUCUGGUGGUGUAGUGUACGCAGUUUUCGACUACACUGCGCAGCAAGCGGAUGAGUUAAGUUUCAAGGCCGGACAGCAGUUUACCGUACUGCGCAAAGGGGACGAAAGUGAAAGGGAAUGGUGGUGGUCGAAGUUAGGAGAUAAAGAGGGUUAUGUUCCAAGAAAUCUCUUAGGGUUAUAUCCAAGAGUGAACAGAAGUGAGGAUUAAAAAUAUAUACGUUUGUUUUUAAGUGCAUUCUUGCUACUUACUUACUAUAAAUAUUAUAAAUUUAUAAAUACGACUAAUUGUAU